Molecule: messenger RNA, 543 nt
Organism: Alternaria infectoria
Lineage: Eukaryota; Fungi; Ascomycota; Dothideomycetes; Pleosporales; Pleosporaceae
Exons: 2
Coding region: 1-543 (180 amino acids)
Source: RefSeq, a predicted model, not a curated record
AUGCAACUCGAAAUCAAUCUCGCGAAGCUUCCGACCAAGAACUACAGCUCUGCGGUUGUUAAGAUCAUUGCUGAGUCUGUCACCGACCCAAUCAACUACGCCCCGCAGGACAACCCUGACGGCGCAACGGCAACUGAGACCUACCUGCAAGUCUAUCUCUGUGCGACAGAAAUGGGCAUGGACGUUCUGCAAAGCUUUGCUUUCAAGUUCAUAAGAGGAGCCCUUGCGAGAGAAGGACUCACAGUGCAACAGCUCAAGAACUUGAUCGAGAAUCACAAGAUCUUUACUCCGGAUUUCUGCAAGAAGGCGCUGUCGGUACCACAGUAUCAGAAGGUCAUGUGCGCCUUCGCUACUCAUAUCGUUGCGCAUCGAGAAGACUUCGAUGGCAAUCCUGUGUACGGAACUCUGAUGGUUACCACCGAGGGAUAUCUGCCGACUUACCUCAAUAUCAUCCAUAGUAAAGUUAGAUCUGUCGUGGAGCAACUCAAGAGGGAGGACAAAAACAUGGAUGCCGGCAAUGACAACGAGUCGGUCAAGCCUUAG